AUGGCAGAUGUCAAAUGGAGUGUUAAAGGAAAAGUGAUAUUAGUAACAGGAGGCGCGGCGGGCAUUGGUGCGGGUCUAGUGAGAGGCUUACUGACCCAAAAUGCUAGUCACGUCGCCUUCUUAGAUAUAUUGGAACGUGAGGGGGAAAGUCUGGAGGGAGAACUAUUGAACAACUUCGGUGCUUUGAAAGCCAAGUUCAUAAAAUGUGACGUCUCAAACGAUGAACAACUCACAAGAGCGUACCAACAAGUAAUAGAUAAAUAUAAAAGACUUGAUGCUGUUAUAAACAAUGCUGCUGUCAUUGGUGUCGCAGACGGAAUUCACCAGAAGACUGUUGAUGUUAAUUUAACAGCAACAAUCAACAGUACAUUGAAGGCGUUAGAGUUGAUGAGUGUGGACAAUGGAGGCGGCGGGGGUAUUGUAAUAAAUGUGUCAUCAGUAGAAGCUCUACAGCACAAAUCACCCCCUGUCUACUCAGCUACGAAGUUAGCUGUACUACAAUUUAGUACUCAAAUUGCGGCAAGUAAUGAAGAAAAAUAUGCGAACACUGGAGUCCGUAUUAUCACAGUAUGUUUGGGCCCUACCGACACUGCGUUGCUUCACAGACAUAACUACAUAAAGGAAAAGAAUGUGGCCAUGGAAAUUUCUAAUAGGCAGAGAGUUACAUCAGCAGUAGCGGGCAUAAUAGGCGUAAUUAACUCCGGCAGCAAUGGAUCUACGUGGAUAAUCGCUGGAGAUAAACCCCCGGCCGACGCUACUGGGGACGUGAGAGAGGCCUUCCAGAUUAUUUCUAAGGCAACUAAUUUUGUG
This is a messenger RNA of Brenthis ino (lesser marbled fritillary), 810 nucleotides long. Lineage: Eukaryota; Metazoa; Arthropoda; Insecta; Lepidoptera; Nymphalidae. The record is from the annotation of a GenBank genome assembly.